AUGUCGCAGAGGAUUUCGCCAAUAUCAGUCGGUGCUACUUCACCACGGCCGAGAUUGGCGGUCAAGCGUACCCGCGACCCCCCGAGGAACCAUGAUGGAAACAUAUACUGUGACCAUCCCGAAUGCGCCGGUGAUCCUCCCAUCUUCCGUCGUCCCUGCGAGUGGAAUAAGCAUAUGGAUAAGCAUGACCGGCCUUAUAAAUGCAAUGAUCCAGACUGCGCAAAGCUGCCCGGAUUUACGUACUCUGGCGGACUGCUCCGGCAUCAGCGGGAAGUGCACAGGAUGCAUACCCAGGGAAAGAAGUUAAUGUGUCCGUACUCUGACUGCAACCGGAGCUCCGGGAAGGGUUUCACCAGACAAGAAAACCUAAAGGAACAUAUCCGUCGUCUUCACAGGUCUGAAGACCUCCCAGUCGAAAUAAACAACACCAAUCUACCACCUCUCUCUCGAACUUCCACCAGCACCAUAAUUAUUGCGGGGAUAACAGCUCCGGUCGCCACUCCGUCCGCCGUCAGUGACCCUCGUGUCCUGCCUCCCAUCUCACUACCAGUACACAACCCUCCUUCAAAACGGAAAAGAUCCUCCAUCUCCUCUUCGGUCUACGUAUCUGAAGACGAGGCUGCCCCGGAGGUGCGUGUGUUACGGGACGAGGUGUCUCAUCUACGCCGCGAACUAGAAUACAAAGGCUCCCAAAUCGACGAGCUGAAAAGAGAAAUGAGUGAACUACGACGGUUAAUUCAGGAUACGUGA
Arthroderma uncinatum is the source of this 750-nucleotide messenger RNA. RefSeq lists its product as uncharacterized. Gene Ontology annotation, biological process: regulation of transcription by RNA polymerase II. Lineage: Eukaryota; Fungi; Ascomycota; Eurotiomycetes; Onygenales; Arthrodermataceae. Gene Ontology annotation, cellular component: nucleus. The record is from RefSeq and is a predicted model, not a curated record. Bases 1 to 750 code for a protein of 249 amino acids. The transcript is spliced from 2 exons.